UCUACUUCACAGGGGUUUGCUGCAGCAAGAUUUUUCUAUUUUGAGUAGGGUUUAGGAUUUCUCUGUGAAGAAUCAACAACACAUACGCCCAUGAAAUUUCCAAUUCGAUUUCCAUCCUCACCAGCUCCGUCACGACUGCGCUUCUCAGCGAUUCCCUUAAAAUAUUUAUCAUCCUCCUCUCUCACCACACCACUUCCCAACUUGGUCGAAUCGAGCUCAACUUCAGAACCCCUAACCACAACCCAAAUUCAAACUUUUCCUAAACCCAUUUCACAAAACGCCGAAUUCAGCCACAAAAACGCCGUUGAUGCCCUCUUGUCUUACCAGAAUGACCCUCAGACAGCCCUUGACUACGCCAACUGGGCCGGGAAACAGCGCGGCUUCCAAGUUGGGGAAUCGUUUUUCGUGCUGCUUCACAUUCUUGUAAGAUUCCCUAAUUAUCAUAAUGCAGCUCGGAGCUUGAUUAAUGAUUAUGUAUGCCGUGAUUCUGCCCCUUCGUGUGUUGUGGCUGUCGAUUGUUUGAUUGAUUGUGCAGAAAGAUAUGGUUUUUGGUUAAAGCCGCGGCUUUUUUAUUAUUUCUUGAAUGGAUAUGUCAGAGCACAAAGAUACAAGGAUGCUGAAGAUUGUUUCUAUGCAUUAGUUUCCCGUAGAAUAUUGCCUUGUCAGAUUAUUUUGAAUAAUUUCUUGAAAUCUUUGAUAAGGGCGAAUAUGAUUGACAAUGCACGCGGCUUGUUUAAGGACGUAGUUACGAAGGAUAUUAGUUAUGAUUGUGAUACUGUAUACAUGAUGAUGUGUGCAAGUCUGAGAGAUGGUAGGGUGGAAGAGGCGGAGAAGUACUUUUUGGAGGCGAAGAACAGUGGGAUUAAGAUCGAGCCUCACGUUUAUUCUAGUGCAGUUCGUGCUGCUUGUAUGAAGCUGGAAAGCGAUGUUGCAGUUGGGUUGUUGAGUGAGAUGAAGGAUAGGGGUUGGGUUCCACCGGAGGGUACGUUUACACUUGCAAUUUGUACUUGUGUAAAGCAAAGGAAUAUGGCAGAGGCGUUAAGGCUGAAGGAAGAGAUGAUUAACAGUGGACAUUCGUUGAAUUUGGUGGUUGCAACUAGCUUGAUCAAGGGAUAUUAUCAGCAGGGUGAUCUGAAUAGCUCGUUGGCGUUGUUUGAUAAGAUAGUUGAAGACGGACUUGCUCCAAACAAGGUCACCUACGCGGUCACCGUAGAAGGAUGCUGUGUUCAUGGGAAUAUGGAGAAGGCAAAAGAGUUAUACCAUCGUAUGAAAUCUGCAGGUAUUCAACCAACUGUGUACACUGUGAAUUCUAUAAUUAGAGGUUUUUUGCGAAUUCAAUUGCUAGAUGAGGCGAUGGGAAUAUUUGAUGUUGCUGUGAAGGAUGGUGUUGCUAAUGUUUUCACUUACAAUGAUAUGCUAUCCUGGUUCUGUGGAAACGGUAGAUUAGAUGAUGCAUACGAGAUGUGGAAUAAGAUGAUUGAUUGGGGGGUUGAACCAACGGUUGUUUCCUACAAUAAUAUGAUUCUUGGGAACUGCAGAAAAGGGAAUAUGGAUGUAGCACUCAACUUACUUUCUGAAAUGGCUGUAAAGAACUUAAAACCGAAUGUAGUUACUUAUAGUAUAUUGGUUGAUGGGCAUUUUCGAAAGGGUGAAACUGAAAGGGCCAUUGGACUGUUUUCCCUUAUGAUAAACUCGGGGAUUGUUCCAACUAAUGUCACGUUCCAUACGGUCAUCAAUGGGUUAUGCAAAGCUGGCCAAACCGCUGUAGCAAAAGAGUCGAUGGAUAAGUAUGUGUCGAUGGGUUUCAAGCCUGGUUGCAUGACUUAUAAUUGCCUUAUUAAUGGCUUUAUCAAGGAAGGUGUUAUUGACUCAGCCUUAGCUGUCUAUGAUGAGAUGUGUAGAGCCGGACUUGUGCCUAAUGUUGUUACCUACACCACUCUGAUUGAUGGAUUUUGUAGAGGACAGACUCUGGAUCUUGCACUGAACAUGUGGAAUGAGAUGCGUACCAAAAAAGUUACAAUGGAUGUCACUGCAUAUAAUUCUCUGAUCGAUGCCUUUUGCAAGAGAAACGACAUGAAGUGUGCAUAUCAACUUUUUGAUGAACUUAUAGAAGCUGGUUUAUCUCCAACGACUGCUGUUUACAACACCAUGAUUGGUGGUUUCAGAGACCUAUAUGAUAUGGACUCAGCGCUUAACUUGUAUAAAAGAAUGAGGAGCGAAGGGACUCGGUGUGAUUUGAAAACUUACACCACUUUGAUUGAUGGGCUGUUGAAAGUUGGGAAUAUAGAGCUUGCAACGGUUUUCUACCAGAAGAUGCUUGCAAAGAACAUCAUGCCAGAUGUCAUCACGUACUCUGUUUUAAUACACGGUCUAUGCAAUAAAGGACAGUUGGAAAAUGCUCGCAAGGUCCUUGACGAGAUGCUCAGUAAGAACAUCACUCCUAAUGCACUUAUUUAUAAUACACUUAUUGGGCGAAACUUCAAGGAAGGUAAUUUCCAAGAGGCUUUUCGGUUGCAUGAUGAAAUGCUUGAUAGUGGUAUUGCCACUGAUGAUACCACUUUCGACAUUCUCCUGAAUGAUAAGCUUAAGAAGAACCCAUCCCACCGGGAGUUCUUCUACGGUCAAGCUAUGUGACAUAGCUGCAGAUGUUCUCUGCAUUGUAGAACAAUGGAGAAAGCAGAGUAAGGCGAGACGAUCGGCUUUAAUUGGAGCAAGGUUUUCAUUGCCUGCAUUGGGAGAUGUCUGAAAACACUGGUUGCCUGUUGCUUCCCGUUCUCCGACUCAAACUCAAAUCAAGAGAAAGAGAUUCCCAAGCUAAUAGGAAACAGAAGGUACACAAACUCAACACCACAGAAUUCGAAAGCUAAUCUUUCAGAACAG
Messenger RNA from Salvia splendens (bonfire salvia), 2880 nucleotides. RefSeq names its product pentatricopeptide repeat-containing protein At3g54980, mitochondrial. Bases 91 to 2634 code for a protein of 847 amino acids. Gene Ontology annotation, molecular function: protein binding. NCBI's taxonomy places the organism in Eukaryota, Viridiplantae, Streptophyta, Magnoliopsida, Lamiales, Lamiaceae. The transcript is spliced from 2 exons. The record is from RefSeq and is a predicted model, not a curated record.